GUCCUGCCCUCUCAGCGAAAGGGCAACGGAGGCGCACGGCACCGGCCGCCUGGUGGAGGUUGCGAGGCUUGGGGUGCCGAUCGUGGAGGUUUCCCUCGUCACGCGCUGCUGCCAAUGCUGCGUCGCGGGUGCGCGGAUCUCCGUCGACGGUCAGGUCUUCGGUCACACCGAGGCCUCCAGCGUGGUCAGCUGCGGUGUUCGCAUGGGCGA
Molecule: messenger RNA, 210 nt
Organism: Symbiodinium sp. CCMP2592
Lineage: Eukaryota; Dinophyceae; Suessiales; Symbiodiniaceae
Source: the annotation of a GenBank genome assembly